Candida tropicalis MYA-3404 is the source of this 753-nucleotide messenger RNA. RefSeq lists its product as uncharacterized. The record is from RefSeq and is a predicted model, not a curated record. The coding region runs from base 1 to 753 and encodes 250 amino acids. NCBI's taxonomy places the organism in Eukaryota, Fungi, Ascomycota, Pichiomycetes, Serinales, Debaryomycetaceae. The transcript has a single exon.
AUGGCAGCUAGCAUAAGGGAAAUGAAGAUACAUAACAAAAGAAAGAUGAAUGAGUUAGAGGAUAUCUCUAAUACUCAUAAGAAAUCAAGAAUUGUAUCCUUCAAACCUUUGCCAUCAGCUAGAGAUAAGAAAACGCCAGUUACUAGACUGAAAAAAUAUAAUAAUUAUGUAACUCCACCAUCGCCACCUCAGCAACGAUCGUCACCACCAGCCAUAUGUUUGGAAGAUGAACCACCACAAGAUAAUGAAGUGCACCCUUCAUUUCCAGCAACACCUCCAGAAUCUAUAAAUGAUGAAUCCAAUAAUACACACACUGUUGCCGCCACGGAGGAAACAACUACAAAUGAAACUCCGUCCCUCGCAAAUGCUGGCAGCUGCAGUACCACCACAGACUCGCAAUUAAAUAAGAAUGUGGAUUACAUCACUUUGACGUCAGCAUUAAGAAUGGCCAAACUAAAGAGCUCACAGAUUAAUGAAGAUAUUAUAGAGUUAUCGAAAUUACAGGAUUAUUAUUUAUCGAAUGACAACAAAGAGGAAACCAUACAAUUUUUCCUUAAAUUAGUUAAUAAUGAGUUGCAUUUACCAAAACCGAGUAAUAUAGUUAAAAGUCCAAUUAUUAAUUGGUCGAAAUACCAUCCUUCAUUAGCCCAGGUUUCUAAAGAUUUUGAGAAUCAAUUGAAGAAUGGAGAUAAGAAAGAAGAAUGUAUGAAUUCCUUGUAUAAAGCACUCACUUUGUUUGAUAAGUUAAAGUAA